UGUAGACUACUUUUCGAUGUACAGUCACUCAAAGCGGUCAACUUUCAGGCGUUGUUGCAGUUUGUUUUACCUCUCGGAAAAGCCUCUGGGUUCCCGCAAGCUAACUUGAGGAAAGUUUUGUUCGGAUAUCGGGGCCAUUAUGUCGGUAAACUGUCAAACAGCCAUCCAGGGACCGGGGCAGCGUGGUGACUUCAGGAGUUAGUUUGCCUGCUGCACCACCUGGAAAGGGUGGCAGCUGCCGUGGCUGCUGGGAUGCUAAGGAAGAGCAGCAGCCACAGUGGUGGUGUCGAUGGUGGUGGUGGUGGGACGAAGUAUACCCAGAGUGUCCCUCGAUACCUCUCCAAGCCCCAUACAGGGUCUUUGUCGGCUGGAUCCACCAAGCCCUGGGACAUUGGACGCAGCUCCAAAAGCCAAAAUCCUCUGAGCAGCAUGGGGCUGACGUCACACCCAGUGGGGGCCCCAGGAGUUGACCCAGAGUAUGUGAUGCAGCUGGUGAAUGAUGUACGGUGGUUCGCUGAUGUGUUGCUCAACCUCAAGGAGGCUUUACAGUGUAAAGAGAAUCUAGAAGGUCUUCAGGCGGUGGUGCAGGAACGGUUGACAGAGUUACUCCGCAUCCUCAAGACUGUCAUCGGCAAACACCCGACGCUCAACUCUGUGGACAUCCUCGGAGCGGCUGGAACGGUCAUAGCCAAAGUCAAAGGCGUUAACUUCAAGGAAUUGGACCCAGAAAACACAACGGCUAUAUUUAGCGAGAUACACACAUCCAUCGACACUUUGGCAUUCACAUUCGGCAAUGUAGUUUCUGACUUCCUUAUGGGAGAUGUGGACAAUGGCUCAGGGUUGGGGGUCCCCCAGACCAGGAGAAGCAGGUCUUUUGACAACCUCUCUGUGGGUCCUGAGGGAUACGUUUCAGAGAAAAGUGACCUUGUGGGCCCUGAGGUGCCGUUGUCACGGGAGGAAGAAGUCGACCUGACCCUGCUGAAGAAUGACGGCGGGGUGGAGUCUGCUCUGCUCUAUGCUAAGGCCUGGUCCAAGUACAUUAAAGACAUUCUAUCAUGGAUGGAGAAACGACUGGCUUUGGACAUUGAGUAUGCCAAAAAUUAUGCCAAAAUGGCUGACUCUGCAAAGACACUGGCCAGUCAACAGGAUUACAUGCCUUUCAGCGAUAUCUACGUCUCUACAUUCAAGAACGACAUUGAGUACACACAGCUGCUUAUUCAAACUGCGACGGCUCUUCAAACUAACAAAUUUAUACAGCCUCUUCUGGCCCGCAAACACGAGCUGGACAAGUCGAGGAAAGACCUCAAGGAGCGGUGGCAGAGGGAGCAAAAGAAAAUGCAAGAGGCAGAUAUAACCUUGCGUAAGGCACAAGCGUUGAAGGCGCAGAGGAGAGAGGAGUACCAGAGAGCUCACUCAUCUACCAGCCGCUCCCAGGAGGAGCAGUCUAAUGCUGGUAACAAACAUCUGGAGAAGAAAAGGAAGCUGGAGGAGGAGGCUCUGCAGAAGGCCGAGGAGGCCCAGGAACAGUACCAGAGCUGUAUGGCUGACGCAGGCGUCAGGAGGAACGAUCUAGCCAACGCCAAGAGCACCAUCCUCACACAGAUCCGAGAGAUGAUCUUCCAGUGUGACCUCACGCUCAAGGCUGUGACAGUCAAUUGGUUUCAGAUGCAGCAGGCGCAGACCAUGUCACUUCCUGCCCACCACCAGGCCCUCAGUGAGAGUGCCAAGUUAUACGAGCCGGGUGAAUGCUAUGCUGAGUUUGUCCGGAACCUCGCCAAAAAUCUGCCUAAGGAGCGGCUGCACUCAGACUCCAUCUCCUUUGACAACGCCAGGUUUGUUUUCAACAAAAGGUCAGUGGGAAGCACUCACUCCUCCCACGGCAACCUGUCGCAGGCAUCCAUCACCUCAUGUGACGUGCUGAGCGGAGAUGAAGGGGAGAGUACUUUACAACGGGCUACGAAGAUCGGCGAGAGAAGGUCCAACAGCAGCACCGACAUACAAGCCUUGAGAGGUCAUGCCACAAUGAGGGCCUGGGCUUCAUGUAGUCAGGCGAGCCAGGGCGGGAUGUGCAGCGACUCGGAGAGUGCGGGAGGCAGCAGUGAGUCCAGGUCCAUGGACUCCCCCACUGCUAGUCCAGGGGACUUCAAAAGACGGCUGCCAAGGACUCCCUCUACUGGGACUAUGUCCUCUGCAGAUGAUCUGGACGAGAGAGAGCCUCCAUCGCCCUCAGACAACGGUCUCGCAGAGAUGGUGACAGAGACUGCUAGUUCUCCUGGUCCCUUCAGAAAUGCUCAGAUGUCCAAAGCGGCUCAAACCCACAAGCUGAGGAAACUACGAGCUCCUUCCAAGUGCAGAGAGUGUGAUAGUCUGGUGGUUUUCCACGGAGCAGAGUGUGAGGAGUGCUCACUUGCCUGCCACAAGAAGUGUCUGGAAACGCUUGCUAUCCAGUGUGGCCAUAAAAAGCUGCACGGCAGACUACACCUGUUUGGCAUCGACUUCGUUCAAGCAGCCAGGAAUAGUCCAGAUGGUAUCCCUUUUAUCAUCAAGAAGUGCACGUCUGAGAUCGAGAGUCGGGCCCUCAACAUCAAGGGGAUUUAUCGUGUGAAUGGUGCAAAAUCUCGUGUGGAGAAGCUCUGUCAGGCGUUUGAAAACGGGAAGGACUUGGUUGAGUUGUCUGAUCUCUCACCUCAUGACAUCAGCAAUGUCCUCAAGCUGUACCUAAGACAGUUACCUGAGCCAUUGAUCCUGUACCGAUACUACAACGACUUCAUCGGCUUGGCCAAAGAAUGCCAGAGAGUGAUCGUCGAGGAGGCGGAUAAAUCCCAAAGUCCCCAGACAGGAGAGAAAAGAGGGCCGAGCGUCCAGCUCAACAGAGUCAUUUUUAAGAUCAGAGACCUCCUCCACCAGCUGCCCUCAGCCAACUACAAGACUCUGCGCUUCCUUGUAGCUCACCUGAACAGAGUGACCGAGCAGGCCGAGGAGAACAAGAUGACGGCAAGUAACCUGGGAAUCAUCUUUGGCCCCACCCUGGUCAAGCCACGGCAGACAGACGCAGAGGUGUCACUGUCCUCCCUGGUGGACUACCCCUACCAGGCCCUGAUGGUGGAGCUGCUGGUUCGACACUUCAAAACGGUCUUUGACGGAUCACAUCUGUCCUGCUCCAACAACACUGGCCAGGCGUCCCCCAGACUCACCCCCCAAGAGAAGCUACAGCGGCUCAGCAGGCACUCUGCCUCCCUGACCGAUAUGAAAGAGAAUGCAAAGGUGUACAAAAGAUUCUCAUCAGUGAUCCCGUCCUCACACAUCCUGAAUGAGGUCCAGGAGGUCCAGCCAGGAGCGGACAGAAUGGACGGCGGCACUCUGGACGGACUCAACGGGAUCCAGACAUCUAGCGCAGCAGAAGUCCAGAGGUCGACCUUAGUGUUUGGCCGUCCCAGCACUACCGACCCCCCCACCACCACCACCACCACCGUGGCACCAAAGGUCCAACUACGCACCCAGCGCUCCAGACAUGUGUCUCGACCGAUCAGCAUGCCGCUGGAGCGCCUGCCCACCCCUGCCCAGAUCUGCGAGAGGAAUAAUUGUAAUACUGCUGCUAAUGCUGAAACAAGCUCAGCUGAGCAGAACACAGUCUCUGAAACUAUACAGGAGAUACCAGAGCUGGAAAAGGCUCGCCAAAGUGGCUCAUCGAGGGUGAGCACGUAUUACAUCACCCCUUUCAUCGACACACAGACAAUGCAGAGGAGGACGUGGGACAGAAAGUACAAGCACUAUGAUGUCACACCCAGGACUGCUAUGAUUGUGGCCAACCUGCCUCCUGCCAGCAGCGGAGCGCAACCUGUAAAGGCUACGAUGCCCGUCAGUGUUAGCUCGGCAGUUACCACUGUUUCUGUGGUUCCUACAACUAGCAGUGUGAGCACCAUCUUCUCCAACAGCCCGUACACGGUGACAGUAAAACCUGUCUGGACUUCUAAAAGGGAAAAUGAGACAGACAAAUCAGCCAGUGGGUCGAGCAGCUCACCACACCUCCCGCUAACACUCAGGGCACCGAGGACUCUGCAGCCCCCUCCUGGAACUUUCUACAAACCUCCUGUUAGCCUUAACAGCCGAGCUAGGACACUUCCAAACUGGACUACUACUAUCACCACCAUCACCACCACCACCUCCAACGCCUCCUCUCUCACUCCCACCAACCCUGCAGAGGGAGUUACCACACCUCCUACUGUAACAAGCUCCCCACAUGCACCCAGGCUCCAGAGACAGGACUCCACCGACAGCACCACUGAACUCAAGGUGUCGACCUCCGAUACACUCUCGCCCCCCCAGUCCCCUCCCCCCAGCAGCCCGGACGACCUCAGCCCCGGUGACAAUAAACCCGUCUACCAAAGACUGCGACCUCGGCGGUUGCAGGAGCUGGAGCACAGAGAAGCUCAUUUUGUCUGACGCCAAAAAAUAUCUGUAAAUAUUUAUGAGUUAAUCUGUGCCAUAGUGUAUACUUGGGAUAACAUUUUUUUAUCAUACGAGCCGAAGAGAGGGAGAAAAUGUAAGCCUGUGAAAAUAAACCAUGAAAGUGUUAUAAGUACUAAUAUAUUGUAUUUUAAAUGUUUAAGUCAGAAAUACAACAGUGGUUGGUGUCAGCGUUCAAAACAAGUCGAAGCUAAAGAGAUGCCAACAUUGAACGUUGAAGUGUUGUUUUUUUUUAAUAACAAAUACUAUGUAAUACAAAGAAAAGUUGCCAACCACCAAUUGACAUUUGUCUGUAAAGAAUAUUAAGCCUAUCGUUUCUUUGUUUGACUUGAACAGUUCAUGUACAAAGUAUCAUUUGUCACCAAAUUGUCUUUUAUUGUAAUUACACAAUGCACUUAAUGCAGUUUCAAAAUCCUGUCUUUUCCGCAAAUGUUAAGAAGUUUUUAUUCCACGAGCAAAAGGAAGAAGUAUUUCAAAACAAAGGUUCUCGAUUUGAAAAGAGUUCGACAUGUUGACUCUUAAAUGUGUCCCUUGUAGUCUGUGAUUGGUACAAGUUGUCUCAGUAUGUAAACCUUCUGCAUCUGUAAACCUUUUUAUAUAAAAUCAUACAUACUGCAUGUUGUCACGUUAACGCUGACUCAUUGUGAUUAUUGUUGUGACUAUUCAGAAGACAUGCAGCUGUUCUCGCUGCUAAUUAAAAUACGUAGUAAAAAUGUAA
Labrus bergylta (ballan wrasse) is the source of this 5185-nucleotide messenger RNA. Its product is annotated as rho GTPase-activating protein 29-like. Gene Ontology annotation, cellular component: cytoplasm. The record is from RefSeq and is a predicted model, not a curated record. Gene Ontology annotation, biological process: signal transduction; activation of GTPase activity. NCBI's taxonomy places the organism in Eukaryota, Metazoa, Chordata, Actinopteri, Labriformes, Labridae. Gene Ontology annotation, molecular function: GTPase activator activity.